GCCGCCGCCGCCGACGACGACGCAGCUGCGCGCCGCCUCUUCGACGCGCUACCCGCGCGCAACGUCGUGACCUGGAACUCCAUGGUCGCCGCCUACGCCCGCCGCCGCGAGCUCGCCGAGGCGCGCCACCUGUUCGACCGAAUGCCCCAACGAGACGUCGUCUCCUGGAACUCCGUGCUCUCGGGCUACGCCCUCUCCCUCGACCCCGGCGAGCUCGCGGAGGGGCACCGCCUCUUCGAUCGGAUGCCGCAGCGGGACGUCGUGUCGUGGAACACGAUGGUCGGCGCGUACGCGCGGAACGGGAGGUUGGACGAUGCAAUGAGGCUGUUUGAUGAAAUGCCCCAGAGAAACGCCGUUUCGUGGAACACCAUGAUCACGGGGUUUCUUGGUGCAGGCGAGGUGAGAAGAGCUGUCAAGAUGUUCGAGAGAAUGCCCGAGAGAGAUGCGGCGUCGUUGAGCGCUUUGGUUUCGGGGCUUAUUCGGAACGGUAGAUCGGAGGAGGCGGAGAAGAUCUUACUAAGUACUCACAAUGUGAGUGAGAUCGAGGGAGCAGUCGAUGCUUAUAACACUUUGAUCGCUGGCUACGGCCGGAGUGGCAGGGUUGGCAAUGCGAGGAGGUUGUUCGACAUGAUUCCGAUGAACAAUUCGCAAGAGGAAAAGUGCGGCGAAAGGAUAUUUGAAAGGAAUGUGGUGUCAUGGAAUUCUAUGAUCAUGUGUUACGUAAAGGCGAACGACCUUCAAUCAGCUAGGAUUCUGUUUGAUGAAAUGCCUACGAGAGACUUGGUAUCCUGGAACACCAUGAUCUCGGGUUAUAUACAGGCAAUGGAGAUGGAACAUGCGGAGUAUCUUUUCAAUCAAAUGCCGCACCGUGAUGCUAUAUCAUGGAAUUUAAUGAUAUGUGGGUUUACUCAGAAAGGAGACAUAGCACGUGCACGGGAAUUAUUCGACAACAUGCCUAACAGAAGCCUCAUUUCCUGGAAUGCGAUGAUAUCGGGGUAUGAGCAGAAUGGAGACUAUGAGGGAGCAUUGGUGCUCUUCUCCAACAUGCAAGGUAAGCUCAAUGAGAAGCCGGAUCGGCAUACUUUAUCGUCGGUUCUCGGCGCUUGUGCAGGGCUCGCGAUGCUGCACCUAGGGAGCCAAAUCCAUCAGCUUGUUACAAAGACGUUCGUACCCGAUAUUCCGAUUAGUAACUCCCUCAUCACAAUGUAUUCGAGAUGUGGGAUUUUGAUGGAUGCGAAGGCUAUAUUCGAUUCGAUGGAAACGUGUCGAGAUGUCGUGUCUUGGAAUGCGAUGAUCGGCGGUUAUGCCCACCACGGGCACGCUCAGGAAGCUCUUGAUCUCUUCGAGAGGAUGAAAAAGAUGAACAUGAGGCCGACCCACAUUACCUUCAUUUCGCUUCUCAAUUCGUGCGGCCACGCAGGGUUAGUGGCCGAGGGGAAGAGAGUGUUUGAUUCCAUGGUUCAUGAGUUUGGAAUUGAGCCUCAAGUCGAACACUAUGCUUCGCUCGUCGACCUAAUCGGUCGACACGGGCAGCUCGAGGAAGCGAUGCAGGUAAUCGGCGGCAUGGCGAUCUCCCCGGACCGGGCAGUGUGGGGGGCGUUUCUUGGGGCCUGCAGGGUUCACAAUAACGCGCCGCUGGCCCAGGUGGCUGCUGAGGCAUUGGUGGAAAUCGAACCAGAGAGCUCUGCGCCUUACGUAUUGUUACACAAUUUGCAUGUAGACGAAGGAAGAUGGGAAAGCGCAGGCGAGGUGAGGGAAAAGAUGGAAAAGUGCGGGGUUGUGAAGCAGCCAGGGUACAGUUGGAUCGAGGUGCAUAACAUUGUUCAUUUGUUUGUUUCGGGGGAUACUACUCAUCCCCUUUCUCGCGAAAUUUAUUCGCUGAUUGAAAGUUGUAACAGAUUUAUAAGAGAUGUAGAGCUCGACUGAGACAUGUAGUUGAACAGCAAUGUUAUCUUUCUACUUUCAAAAUCAAUAUGAAAAUUCAAUU
This is a messenger RNA of Ananas comosus (pineapple), 1987 nucleotides long. RefSeq names its product pentatricopeptide repeat-containing protein At1g62260, mitochondrial. The annotation marks the transcript as partial. Gene Ontology annotation, molecular function: RNA binding; protein binding. NCBI's taxonomy places the organism in Eukaryota, Viridiplantae, Streptophyta, Magnoliopsida, Poales, Bromeliaceae. Gene Ontology annotation, biological process: RNA modification. The record is from RefSeq and is a predicted model, not a curated record. The transcript has a single exon.